AUGAAUUCAGAAUGUCAGGAUACCCAGUACUACAACAUUCCUCAGUUAAAACUUGCUGUUGCAUUUGCAAUCCUUCGGAUGAAACCUCCAGAACUGUCUGCUCGAAAAUACACAGAGAUGAUACAGGCCCAGUAUUUGUCAUCUUGUUCACGUCUGCAAGACCAGAACCACCAGAAAAAGACGCAGAUGCCACAGUCGCAGCAGCAACAGUUUGACAAGACUGUAUUUUUGCAAGACAAAAACACUUCUGCAG
This is a messenger RNA of Candidula unifasciata, 253 nucleotides long. The record is from the annotation of a GenBank genome assembly. NCBI's taxonomy places the organism in Eukaryota, Metazoa, Mollusca, Gastropoda, Stylommatophora, Geomitridae.